Saccostrea cuccullata (small rock oyster) is the source of this 2761-nucleotide messenger RNA. RefSeq lists its product as uncharacterized. The transcript has 17 exons. Lineage: Eukaryota; Metazoa; Mollusca; Bivalvia; Ostreida; Ostreidae. The coding region runs from base 150 to 2747 and encodes 865 amino acids. The record is from RefSeq and is a predicted model, not a curated record.
GAUUCUCAAACACACUUUUUGAAAAAUAUUUACGAAAUAACGAAUCAUCAAAGCGAGAUUCAACGACAUUUUUCUAGUAUGGCUCACUUCCACGUCAACGGGGAGCAAAUCAUUAUGGCUCACAACUAUGUACAUCUCUUCGGAAAACUAUGCAAAAUCUUGCUAAAAACCUGCUUCCCGAGUCUACUGUAGGUCUUAUAAGGGAGAAAAUGGCGCAGUGUUUGUACACAAUUCAGCAGUUUUACAGUAAUACAAACUGGGUAGAAAUCCACGGAGAAACCAUUUUUAAAGAGUUUGGUAUUGCAGAAUCACUUCAGAUAAACAUCAACGACCUGUCGGAAUGCACUUGUGCAGAUUGUCCUACGGAUACAAACAGCAUAUCUAGCGGUAUGUGCAAGAACAAUAUUCUUUCAACCACAAAGCUGACAAGUGGAUACAAAUCGGGUCAAGAUGUUUCCAAGCCACUUAUUAGUACGUCACGCAAAGGGAAAUGUAGCCAUGGUUCCAGCGAUGAUGAUUCCCGACACAGUACAGCGACUGGUGGAAUCUACAAAGGAAGGUCGACUUCUGCGCAUGCUCCUCACUAUCACUUGCAUUUUCAAGCAUUUGAAGCUGCAAAGCAAGCAUCCGUUUAUUUUUUGUCCGAUGAAGACAACGGACUAAUGAACAUUCUUGGGUUUACUCUCUUCAAAGAAGUACUUAGUAUUAAAACUAAACAGGAGAAUUCCGCUAUCAAAUCUCUCUCUAUCACUUUCGUUAUUGACGUUACUGGUUCCAUGCGUGACAAUAUUGAGAGCGUGAGAGAAGCAACGACAAGAUAUGUGGAGCUUCUACGAAUAUCAGAAAACGUACCCGAAAAAUACAUCCUUGUGACCUUCAGUGACCCAGGGGCGACAAUGUCGAAUAAUAAAUCAACCGUAUACAUUAUAACUGAUGCACCUGCAAAAGACGAAAGCAGAGAGGCAGAAGUGAUAUCAGUUUUACAGAGGAAAAACUUAACUCCGAAAUUUCUCAUAACACCUGAAUGUUCAGUUAGGAAAAAGCGUAAAGCAGCAGGACGACACAAGCGCUCUUCUUCCGUAUACGAUCGGAUAGCUCAGGCCACAGGUGGGAGUGUUAACAGAGUCCAAACCUCGGAAUUACAAGCUAUUGUGGAAGCAGAUUUAACGGGAGAUAUCCCCUCCUCUGUUGCUGUGAUCAGAUGGAUAACUAUGCAAGCCAGUGACCCAAGUGUUUUUAACAUUGAAGUUGAUAGAUCCGUUUUAUAUUUGAGUAUUUUUAUUUCUGGUUUGAGGAACACAAAUGGGCUAAAUAAUUUGUUUAAUUUUAACGAUUUUUUGUUAGAUACUUCUGUCAAUUUUAAUUCUUCUGAAGAACUUAUCCUAAACCACGUUGGGAGCACGGGUACAAUUUCAAUAAAGUCACCCGAAAAAGGACAAUGGUCAUUGGAAAGAUUAUCUAGCGAUCUCUGGAUUGUGAAUGUAACCUCAAAUAGCAAAUUCGAUUUUACGCUCACUUUAAACGAGCGCCUAAAUGGAAUCCCUUUUCCUGUGAAAGGGAACCCGAUAUCAGAUGAGAAUUACACCUUGAUAGCAGAUUUGGAGAACUUUCCAGCGAACUACUCCGUGUCUUCCUUACUGUUCGUUGACGAGGAAGGUAAAUCCAUCCUUGAAUUGAUACCCAGCCUUCUCAGUAUAACGCCAAGACUCCAGUAUCUUGUUGACUUCAACCUUAACUUCUCAAACAAGGCAUCUGGAGUACAACUUCACGGGAAAGACUCUGAGGGUGAUCUGUAUGUACGAUCCUCGCCAUUUGAGAUAAACCCAGUGGACAUAAGUUUGUCCGUGGUACCAUACACAGGUGAGCUACCGCUCUUCAAAAACGAGAAACUGUUUUACACAACCACAAACCAUGGGAGUAUCGACAAAACUGUUUCCGUUACCGUCACUGAUGACAGAGGUUACAUUGUUGGUGGUGGUAGUUCUGUUGCUUAUCUGAUACCUGCCGGAGAAUCUGUGACUAGAAGCUUUGAGAUCCGCGGAACCGAGGCUCUUUCAAUCGUGACUGUAAAUAUCACUAUCAGCGAAUCUUCCGAAAGUCUCCAGAGUCUUAGACAGAGUUUUGUGGUUUCCUCGGCAGUCCAACCUUCGUGCAGCAUAACAACAGUAGAUAAUAACUGUAGUAACAUGACAUUAACUGCAAGAAACUGCAGUGACUUCCAGUGGCGAGGAAAUGCUGUCGUUGAAUACUCCGGAACAAAUUUGUCGUCAUUACAUGUGUCCAGUUCAAGCGUCAGUGUGACACAUAGUGGUUUGUCGGCCUUGUCAGGUCCUGUUGAUGCAGAACUUGUAGGUGACUGCUGUACUUCGUCCGUUGUUCUCAGUGCUGUUGAUGUUGAUGGUUACUUUUCUCAGUGUAGAUUUCUCCUAUAUCCCGAAAAUUGGGUUGCAAGUGCUUUCGUAACAGACACGUCUGAGCCGUUGAAAUCAGUGGAGACAAGUAUCAAUAUAGCUGUCGCGGGAGGAAUAGUGGCUGCCCUAGUCGUAAUAUUUAUUGUUUUAUUAGUUGUAAGGAAAAACUGUUGCUCCUCUUGUAGGAAGACUACUCCUACGAAUGAUAAACCCAAACCUAUCGUAGAAUUGUUCUCAGAAAAACAGAACGAUCAUUUUCAUUGCACUCCACCGGCGGAUUCACGAUACCCCACAAGUGCAAGAGCUGACUGGACAUUUGAAUAUUCCAAACCAUAACUCAAAUAAAUUGU